Messenger RNA from Tinamus guttatus (white-throated tinamou), 965 nucleotides. The record is from RefSeq and is a predicted model, not a curated record. Lineage: Eukaryota; Metazoa; Chordata; Aves; Tinamiformes; Tinamidae.
CCCCCCCUGUUCCUCUGCGCAGGAUGGUUCCCCCUCCGCCCGUGAGCAAGCCCCACGUGUGCCUCUCCACCGUGCUCAUCAUGAGCAGCCUCAUCCUCAUGGACGCCUACCUGGUGGAGCAGAGCCAGGGCUCCAGGAAGCUGGGCAUCUGCAUUAUGGUGGCAGUGGGUGACGUGUGCUUCCUGCUGGUGCUCCGCUACGUGGCCAUCUGGGUCGGGGCAGAGGUGAAGACAGCCAAGCGGGGCUAUGCCAUGAUCCUCUGGUUCCUCUACGUCUUUGUUCUGGAGAUCAAGGUCUACUUUGUCUACCAGAACUAUAAAGCUGACCGGAAAAGCCUGGACCUCAUGGCCCGCAAAGCACUGACCUUGCUGCUCUCCAUCUGCAUCCCAGCCCUCUAUGUGCUGUUGGUGGCCACAGAGCACAUGGAGUACGUCAGGACGUUCAAGAAGAAAGAGGAUCUCCGCAAUCGCCUCUUCUGGGUCAUUGUGGACAUGCUGGAUGUGCUGGACAUCCAGGCCAACCUGUGGGAGCCCCAGAAGAAGGGGCUGCCGCUCUGGGCUGAGGGCAUCAUGUUCUUCUACUGCUACAUCUUGCUCCUGGUCCUCCCGUGUGUGUCGCUGUGCGAGAUCAGCAUGCAGGGGAUCGGCAUUAUGCCGCACCGCAUGAUGCUGUACCCCAUGUUGAGCAUGCUCACCGUCAACAUUGCCACCAUCUUCAUCCGCGGCAGCAACAUGGUCUUCUUCAGAGAUGCCCGCGUCUCCAGCAUCUUCAUGGGCAAGAACGUGCUGGCUAUCGGACUGAAGAUCUCCAUGUUUGUGCAGUACCAGCGACACCGGCACCAGGCGUCCCUGGGGCCGGGCCCGGUGCCGCAGCACGGCGCCCAGGCCCAGCCUCCUUCCCCGGGGCUGCCCAAGCCCCGGGACCGGCCUGCCUGCCCCGAGGAGCUGGCCCAGGACAACACGUGA